AAAGAAUGUAUGUGGAAGGUGCCAGCAUCUAGGUCUGGAAUGGAUUUAGUUCAUUUUGGGAGAGCUGACCCGGCGAUUAAAACACUGAACAGUCUAAGAAGCUUGGGAGAUGUAGGAGAUUAGUGUGUGGCAGUAAGACAAGAGGGAGAAGGAAGAAGGAUGUUCUUUUCUGUGUUUCUUAGAAGACAGUCUCCAUUGAUGAUAGAGCAGGGUAAAGGAAUCUAAUUUUUUUUAGGUUAACACUGAAAUCAGCCUUCUGGCCAUGCCGGUUCUAUGGCCUGUUUCUUCUCAUGAACCCCAGCAGAAGACAGACCGGCCAGUCCUCACAGUGGAUAACUUCCCUUCCUUGAGCAAGAGAUGGGAUAGAACCUGGGAUCUGCCCAACACCAGACUCUGGGCUUAAUAAGCCAGCUGAAUGAAGGAAUGUAACAGACCCCUGGGAGGGACACCGAACCCUGCAGUGGGGGGGGAGGGGCGUGGACAUACCCCUUCCCCCCCAGACUCCUCCCCCUCAGUCCACUCAGCCAUGGCCUUUGGACCUGGAUAAGAGGAGAGAAGCUGCACUUUGUUUGGUGUGUCUGAUUUGGGAUUCUUAAGUUUUGGAAAUGGAGUGCUGGAAGGGGGUUUGAUGAUCUCCAGGGGAGCAGCUGAGAGAAGAAAGGUACAUGGCUGCUUCCUAAUCCCGAAGGCCAGAGAGAGCGUCCCUCGGGCUGUGGAAGCCAACUAGGCAAGCCAAGGGCAGCCUCGAGCCCCACCCUUGCCGGCCUCCCCCGUGGGGGCCAGGAUGCUGAAGAAGCAGUCUGCAGGGCUUGUGCUGUGGGGCGCCAUCCUCUUUGUGGCCUGGAACGCCCUGCUGCUCCUCUUCUUCUGGACACGCCCGUCGCCCGGCCGGCUGCCCUCGGACAGCGCUCUUGAUGACGACCCCGCCGGCCUCACCCGCGAGGUGAUCCGCCUGGCCGAGGACGCCGAGGUGGAACUGGAGCGGCAGAGGGGACUGCUGCAGCAGAUCCGGGAGCAUCAUGCCCGCUGGAGCCAGCGGUGGAGGGUGCCCACUGCCGCCCCCCGCAGGCCCCCGCGCGUGCCUGUGUCCUCGCCGCCAGCCGUGAUCCCCAUCCUGGUGAUCGCGUGUGACCGCAGCACAGUCCGGCGCUGCCUGGACAAGCUGCUGCAUUACCGGCCCUCGGCCGAGCACUUCCCCAUCAUUGUCAGCCAGGACUGCGGGCACGAGGAGACAGCGCAGGUCAUUGCCUCGUACGGCAGCGCCGUCACGCACAUCCGGCAGCCGGACCUGAGCAGCAUCGCCGUGCCGCCCGACCACCGCAAGUUCCAGGGCUACUACAAGAUCGCGCGCCACUACCGCUGGGCGCUGGGCCAGGUCUUCCACCGGUUCCAGUUCCCGGCGGCCGUGGUGGUGGAGGACGACCUGGAGGUGGCGCCGGACUUCUUCGAGUACUUUCAGGCCACCUACCCGCUGCUGAGGGCCGACCCGUCCCUGUGGUGUGUGUCCGCCUGGAACGACAACGGCAAGGAGCAGAUGGUGGACGCGAGCAAGCCGGAGCUGCUCUACCGCACCGACUUCUUCCCGGGCCUCGGCUGGCUGCUGCUGGCCGAGCUGUGGGCGGAGCUGGAGCCCAAGUGGCCCAGGGCCUUCUGGGACGACUGGAUGCGCAGGCCAGAGCAGCGGCAGGGCCGGGCCUGCGUGCGGCCCGAGAUCUCCAGAACCAUGACCUUUGGCCGCAAGGGUGUGAGCCACGGGCAGUUUUUCGACCAGCACCUCAAGUUCAUCAAGCUGAACCAGCACUUCGUGCCCUUCACCCAGCUGGACCUGUCCUACCUGCGGCAGGAGACCUACGACAGAGAUUUCCUCGCCCGCGUCUACGGGGCUCCCCUCCUGCAGGUGGAGAAAGUGAGGACCAGUGAGCGCAGCGAGCUGGGGGAGGUGCGGGUACAGUACACCGGCAGGGACAGCUUCAAGGCCUUUGCCAAGGCCCUGGGAGUCAUGGACGACCUCAAGUCCGGGGUCCCCAGGGCCGGCUACCGGGGCAUCGUCAGCUUCCUGUUCCGGGGCCGCCGUGUCCACCUGGCCCCGCCGCAGACCUGGGACGGCUAUGACCCUAGCUGGAAUUAGCAGCACCACCUGCUCCUCCUGGGCUCACUUCUUGCCAUCUCGUGGGCUGAGAUGGGACCAGGUCCCUGGGCUGCAUCAUUCUCUCCGUGUGUCUCUCCUGGGUACAUUUAUCUUUCCUUUUUCUUUUUUUCUUUCUUUUCUUUUUUUUUUCUUUUUUCGAAUGGCAUUCAAGAGCACAGAGGAUAAGGUGAGGGUUAUUCUCCUGUUCCCAAGGGGGUCAAAUCAGGGGAACCUUGCUGGGGUAUGUUGGGUGGUAUUAGGCAGGAAACCACUGUGUGGUAGGGAGAGACUCGGGCAUGUGGGGGCCACAGACUUCCAUGUUCCAGGUUUUCUCCUAGAGCAUCUGCAGAGAGGUGGGCAGCUUUAGCUGUCUUGACCAGCUCUCUUUCCCUUGACCUGGCUCUUCCAAGCAGAGUCUGAGCUCACCUCCUGUAUCUGCUCCCCAUUCUCACCUUCCCCCAAUUUGAGGGGUUGUUGGGUUAUUUGAAUAGGAGAUGUAAUCUGUGGCCAAAAUGAGACUAACCAGAGGAGUGUCAUCAUCAGAGUCUGGGUGGAGCUGUUGGGCUUUCGGGGUUUACCGCCACCUACCCCUAUUUCUCUGCUACCCUCUCCUUAUCCCUGAUCUCCUCUCUGCUCUUCUUUCCUUGCAGCGUAGCAGUUUGUGAUUCUAAGAUGAAAAGUUGAAGGGGAAAAGCAAGACUUCUCAUCAGCUUAUCCCCAGAAGUGGGAAGGGGGUUGGGGAGGCAUGGUAGGGAGAAAGCCCUGGUGUGCCGGGACAUGCAUCCCUCAUCUUGCCUCAAUGAAACAGACUCUGUUCCCGGGCCCUGGCCUUUCUAAAAAUUGAUCCCUUCCCCGAUGCUGUAGGAGGUUUCCUGCUGGCCUUGUGGAAGAGCGGUUAGCUCCUUGUGUCCCUGCUCCCCCGGGGUUUGGUGCACAGGCUCCUCCCUGAAGGUUGAGGCUUCUGGUGGCCCUCGCAGGGUAGGUGGACUGCCAAGACAGGAUGGCUCCUGCCUCCCUCCCCUAUCCCCCAGGCAUUCCCGUGUCUGCUCAGAUUAGGAUGAGGAUGGCAGGUUGGAGAGCAAUGUGUGUGUUUUUGCUUCUGGCCUGACCUCAGUUCAUGGAAGAAAAUUGAAGCUACAGAAUUAUUUUCAAAAAUAAAGGCUGAAUUGUCUGAAAAA
Messenger RNA from Zalophus californianus (California sea lion), 3306 nucleotides. RefSeq names its product alpha-1,3-mannosyl-glycoprotein 2-beta-N-acetylglucosaminyltransferase (gene MGAT1). Gene Ontology annotation, molecular function: alpha-1,3-mannosylglycoprotein 2-beta-N-acetylglucosaminyltransferase activity. Gene Ontology annotation, biological process: protein N-linked glycosylation. The record is from RefSeq and is a predicted model, not a curated record. Bases 785 to 2128 code for a protein of 447 amino acids. The transcript has 3 exons. Gene Ontology annotation, cellular component: Golgi apparatus. NCBI's taxonomy places the organism in Eukaryota, Metazoa, Chordata, Mammalia, Carnivora, Otariidae.